UUCAGAUACAAUUUGUAUAUUAUUAGCGCUGACUCACAUUGACAUAUAUUCAUUCACGAGAAUUGAGCAGUGAAAGAAGUCAAACGAGUAAUUGGUCACUUAUUCAUCAAAACGACACGUCAGAAAACAGAAUGCCAUCACCGACCGUUGUUCCGUAUGCAAAUUUCAAAGCCUCUGAAGAUGGAGAUGCUUUACGUGCAGCAAUGAAGGGUUUCGGAACCGAUGAACAAUCCAUCAUCGAUAUUUUGACAGCUCGGUCAAAUGCACAGCGUCAAGAGAUUGCCAAAUAUUUUCUGGCUGAGUAUGGACGCGAUUUGAUUGAAGAUUUGAAGAGUGAACUUGGUGGAAUAUUCGAAGAUGUUAUUAUUGCAUUGAUGUAUCCACCAGUUAAUUACUUGUGCAAAGAGAUUCAUAAGGCUAUGAGUGGCGUCGGAACCAAUGAAUCGGCAUUGGUGGAAAUUUUGUGCACGAAAACCAAUGAGGAAAUCAAACAAAUUGUGAAGACAUACGAAGAUUUGUAUGAUCGCCCAUUGGCUGAGCAUAUGUGCAGCGAAACGUCAGGCCAUUUUCGCCGAUUGCUCACAUUGAUUGUGACUGGUGUUCGGGAUGAAAGCGGUACAAUUGAUCCAGCAAUGGCCAAAGAACAAGCGGCGAAAUUGUAUGCGGCAGGUGAAUCGAAGCUGGGCACCGAUGAAGAAGUCUUCAAUCGAAUCAUGGCUCAUGGCAGCUUUGAACAACUCAGACUCGUUUUCGAGGAAUACAAACAAUUGUCCGGUCAAUCCAUUGAACAGGCCAUCAAGCACGAGAUGAGCGGCGAAUUGGCUGAAGCUAUGCAAGCCAUUGUGGAAUGCGUUCAAUCGCCAGCCGAUUUCUUUGCCACUUGCUUAUAUCGCGCUAUGAAGGGUAUGGGAACGGAUGACUCAACAUUAAUUCGCAUCAUUGUGUCACGCUCCGAAAUUGACUUGAAUGAUAUCAAGAGGGAAUUCGAGAGACAGUACGAUCGUACACUGUUGAGCGCUGUGAAGAGUGAAACAUCUGGCGAUUACAAACGGGCUUUGUGUGCUUUAAUCGGUGGUGCAUGAAAAUUGCGAACUAACAAGAGGCUUUCUACUAAUUUUAUUAUGCUUUUGAAUCAUUCAGUCUACUUUUUCGGCGGGGCUUGCCACAUUUCUUUUUUGAUAAUGAAAUAAACUCAAUUCAAAUACUCCAUCUAAA
Molecule: messenger RNA, 1215 nt
Organism: Sitodiplosis mosellana (orange wheat blossom midge)
Lineage: Eukaryota; Metazoa; Arthropoda; Insecta; Diptera; Cecidomyiidae
Gene: AnxB10
Product: annexin B10
Exons: 4
Coding region: 132-1082 (316 amino acids)
Cellular component (GO): cytoplasm
Molecular function (GO): calcium ion binding; calcium-dependent phospholipid binding
Source: RefSeq, a predicted model, not a curated record